AGUGCUGAACAGUGCCACCUGCCAGUGCCCAUCAGUGCUACCCAUCAGUGCCAAUCAGUGCCACCUAUCAGUGCUGCCAGUCAGUGCCCGCCUAACAGUGCCAUAUAUCAGUGCUGCUGCCUUUCAGUGCCCAUCAGUGAUGCCUGUCAAUGCCACCUACCAGUGCCUUCUCAUCAGUGCCACCUGCCACCUAUCAGUGUCCAUCAGUGCAUCUUAUCAGUGGCCAUCACUACAGCCUCAUUAGCGCACAUCAGUGAAGGAGAAAAUCACUUAUUUACAAAAUUUUAU
Messenger RNA from Staurois parvus, 288 nucleotides. Lineage: Eukaryota; Metazoa; Chordata; Amphibia; Anura; Ranidae. The record is from the annotation of a GenBank genome assembly.